This is a messenger RNA of Parastagonospora nodorum SN15, 1869 nucleotides long. RefSeq lists its product as hypothetical. NCBI's taxonomy places the organism in Eukaryota, Fungi, Ascomycota, Dothideomycetes, Pleosporales, Phaeosphaeriaceae. The record is from RefSeq and is a predicted model, not a curated record. Gene Ontology annotation, biological process: regulation of transcription by RNA polymerase II. The transcript has 3 exons. The coding region runs from base 1 to 1869 and encodes 622 amino acids. Gene Ontology annotation, cellular component: chromatin. Gene Ontology annotation, molecular function: DNA-binding transcription factor activity, RNA polymerase II-specific; RNA polymerase II cis-regulatory region sequence-specific DNA binding.
AUGGAUAUACAACGCGGCCGCUCUCCCUCUGCGGGCUCACACGCAAACAACAUAAGGAGCUCGCCCUCUCCCCACGCUUUUCCAAACAACCUAUCCCCAUACGACCCCUCUAUCCACCCCACAUCGAGCUUCCCAGCAACGUCGUCGGGCUUCGACAGCAACCAGUUCCUGGCCUCCACGCAGCCGCAACAGUUCGCGCAGCAGGGACUCGACCAGAGCUUCUUACAGGCCAACCCCAGCCUGUCGCAGCACAACACGCCACAGUUCAGGCCACAAGGCAACGACCUCCAGCCCGACCACCUCAACAUCGCAAACACGUCCAGUCCCGACUUCAACAGCUUCUUCGCGGGCAGCGACCUCAAUCAGAAUAACGCGCUCAACCCCACGUACCUCGGAAGCACCCUCGACCCGCAGCUGCUGGAGUCGCAGCAGCAGCAGAACCAGUCCAUCAAUCCAAACGACUUGAUGAACCAGAUGGCGGCGACACAAUCGCAUACCCCCACCCCGCCGCACCUGCUGCCCACGAUGAACAAUCACCAGAACCCGAGUCCCCACGCCUCGCCGAACAUGAAUCAGGGCGCGUUCCCCUCACCGGGACACUCGCGUCACGCGUCGCUAGAUCCUAGCGCCGCGAGAGCGCCCAGUGAGACGUACUCGGACGUUUCUUCCGCGCACGCGUCACCUUACCUCACCCAGCAGGAUAGCUUCGAGGAGAACCAGCCGUCACCCCUCCUCCACGCGCAGAACGACCCACAGCUGUUCCAAGAUCCAGUCAUGCAGUUCGGACAAUUCACGCUUAAUGACGGCACCUCGCACAUCAGCCCGGGCCACAGCCCUCACCUGUCCCCGCGUUUGAUCCCGCAGCAACAGCAGCAGGCGCUCCCGCAAUUCCAGCCUGGCAGCUUUGGUUUGGACCCGAAUAUGAACAACCAAUUCGGCCAACAGGGAAUGGGCGUGUAUCCAAAUUCUGGCGCUGAGCCAUUCCCCUCUCUGAAUCAAGGUAUUCCAGAAUUUGGUCAAGCUGACGCCAUGUCACCACCGGAAAUCAACAUCGACUUUGCUCCUCCUUCGCGACAGGCCAGCUUCGAGCCUCCUAAGCCCGAGCACCAAGCUGAUGCUUUGAGCCCGCCUGAUCGAUCAGACGGCUCAAAUCCCAAGCGCACACAAAAGCACCCAGCAACGUUCCAAUGUUCUCUUUGUCCCAAGCGCUUCACCCGCGCCUACAACCUCAGGUCGCAUCUACGUACGCACACAGACGAGCGCCCCUUCGUCUGUAGCGUAUGCGGCAAGGCGUUUGCGCGCCAGCACGAUCGCAAGCGCCACGAAGGCCUGCACUCCGGCGAGAAGAAGUUUGUAUGCCGCGGCAACCUCAAGGACGGCAACCACUGGGGCUGCGGGCGGCGCUUCGCACGCGCCGACGCUCUCGGCCGCCAUUUCCGCUCCGAAGCCGGGCGCGUCUGCAUCCGCCCUCUGCUCGAGGAAGAAGCGCAAGAAAAGGGCGGCUGGGACGGCCAGCAGCAGAUGGCCAACGGCACCGGCAUGUUCCAGCAAAUGCCCGCGCAAAACUACGGCCCUGGCAUGAUGUCGCAGUCUGGCUUCGAGCCGUUCCCCCAGGCGGGCAUGUCCCAGGCCCCAGCGCAGUUCUUGCCCGCUGCACUGCUUGCGCAAUAUCCAGCGCUCGCGGGCAUUCAGUGGGAUCAGCUGCCGCCGGGCAAUCCAGAGGAGAUGGAGGGCGAUAUCAGCGGGCGCAGCAGCUUCGAUGCGUCGAGUGGCGGCGAGUACUUUGAGGACGAGAGCGAUUAUCAGGGUCAGCAGCCUGUGUAUGCUGGGAAUGAGGGUGGGUGGGCGAGUGAUCAGGGCUAUCACUAG